AAGACUAAACACCACUUGCUAUAUAUUCCUUUUCUCUGGCUGCUAGAUUUUCAUUAUAGCUAAUCAGUAAUCACUAUUGAAAAAUGGGAUCUCAAGGUACCAAUUUGGAUUCAAUCAUUCAUGUCUUUCUAAUGUCAUUUCCUGGUCAAGGACAUGUCAAUCCAUUGCUCCGACUUGGCAAACGCCUCGCCUCGAAUGGUGUCUUAGUUAGCUUUUGCGCACCUGAAUGUGUUGGCAAGGAUAUAAGAGCAGCCAACAACAACAUAAUUAGUGAUGAGCCAACUCCUUAUGGAGAUGGUUUCAUUAGAUUCGAGUUCUUCGAUGGUUGGGAAUACACUCAGCCUAAAGAGAAUUGCCAGCUCGAGAUAGAGAUGGCGAAUCUCGAAGCUGUAGGGAGACAAGUGCUCCCUGCAAUGCUAAAAGAAAACGAAGUGAAAGGGCGUCCUGUUUCAUGUCUAAUCAACAAUCCAUUUAUUCCAUGGGUAUGUGAUGUGGCUGAUAGCCUUGGUAUACCUUGUGCUGUCCUUUGGGUCCAAUCUUGUGCUAGUUUCUCUGCUUAUUAUCACUAUCAUUUCAAUCUUACACCUUUCCCAAAUGAAUCAAAUCCAAAAAUUGAUGUUCAUUUGCCUAACAUGCCAAUUCUCAAGUGGGAUGAACUUCCUAGCUUCUUGCUACCAUCAAAUCCAUUUCCUGUCUUAGCAAAUGCCAUUUUGAGACAAUUCAGUUACCUCUCUAAACCUAUUCGGAUUUUCAUCGAAUCAUUCGAUGAGCUCGAAAAAGAAGUGGUGGACUACAUGUCCAAUUUUUUACCCAUCAAGACCGUCGGUCCACUACUAGUCGAUGAUCCAAAAAUCGAGGAAGAUGUUCGUGCUGACCUGGUGAAGGCUGAUAGCUCAAUCACUAAAUGGCUCAAUUCCAAGCCACCAUCCUCUGUUGUAUACAUUUCUUUCGGAAGUAUUGUUGUUCCGAAUCAAGAACAAGUUGAUGAAAUCGCCUAUGGCUUAUUGAAUUCGGGGCUAAAUUUCUUGUGGAUCAUGAAGCCACCCCGAAAAAACUCGUCCUUCCCCAUCGUAGUCUUGCCACAAGGCUAUUUGGAAAAAGUUGGGGAUAAAGGAAAAGUUGUGGAAUGGUGUUUGCAAGAACAAGUUUUAGCACAUCCGUCUUUAGCCUGUUUCCUGACUCACUGUGGAUGGAAUUCAUCGAUGGAGGUCAUCGCAAACGGAGUCCCCAUCGUGGCAUUUCCACAAUGGGGCGAUCAAGUAACGGAUGCUAAGUACUUAGUGGAUGAAUUCAAAAUAGGAGUAAGACUUUCCAGAGGUGUGACAGAGAAUAGGGUUGUUCCUCGGGACGAAGUUGAACAGUCUUUGCGUGAUGUCACGAGUGGUCCUAAGGCGGCGGAGAUGAAAGGGAACGCGUUGAAUUGGAAGAAGAAAGCGGCCGAAGCAGUGGCGGAAGGUGGUUCAUCCGAUCAGAAUUUGAAGUCCUUUGUUGAUGAGCUUAGGACACUACAAAGUAGUAACCAAAAGUACUUGGCCAAAUUAGCACCUUUAUCCCAUUAGUGUCACCUUUUUUAUGGUUGCUUCUAAAUUGGUUCAAUUAUUGAGUACCCCUCCUAUAUAUAUGUAAUGAGGCCCUUAGCGCAUGUUUGUUAUAAUAAUAAAAAUAAAGGUCGGGUUUAAGUUUA
Messenger RNA from Lycium barbarum (goji berry), 1684 nucleotides. Its product is annotated as gallate 1-beta-glucosyltransferase 84A24-like. The transcript has a single exon. Lineage: Eukaryota; Viridiplantae; Streptophyta; Magnoliopsida; Solanales; Solanaceae. Bases 84 to 1559 code for a protein of 491 amino acids. The record is from RefSeq and is a predicted model, not a curated record. Gene Ontology annotation, molecular function: UDP-glycosyltransferase activity.